Malania oleifera is the source of this 612-nucleotide messenger RNA. RefSeq names its product germin-like protein 9-3. Gene Ontology annotation, molecular function: manganese ion binding. Gene Ontology annotation, cellular component: cell wall. NCBI's taxonomy places the organism in Eukaryota, Viridiplantae, Streptophyta, Magnoliopsida, Santalales, Ximeniaceae. The transcript has a single exon. The coding region runs from base 1 to 612 and encodes 203 amino acids. The record is from RefSeq and is a predicted model, not a curated record.
AUGGCCAAGCUACUGGCUCUUUCCGUUGCCUUCGCCUUACUCUUCCUUGCGGCCACUGUCUGUGCCGGCGACCCCGAGCUCGUCUCCGACUUCGCCGUCCCCGAAGGCCUGGAUAGAACCAGGGUUGAUGGGGUGUUCUUCACCUACACCGGCCUCCGGGGUCGGGAGCCAUCCUCCAGAGUUGGCCUCGGCCGCAAGCUGGUGUCGGUUAAGGAGUUCCCGGCCCUCAGUGGCACGGGGCUCUCCUUGGAACUCCUCGAGUUUGCUCCCGGGGCCCUCAACGUACCGCACACGCACCCCCGUGCUGGGGAAAUCCUCUUCGUGCUGGAUGGGGCUUUGACGGUGGGAACCGUGGAUACCACCGGGAAGCUGUACAAGAAUGACUUGCAGAAAGGAGAUGUUUUUGUUUUCCCAAAGGGGUUGGUUCAUUACCAAGCUAACUUCGACAAGAGCAACAAGGCCGUGGCGAUGUCGGCGUUCGGGAGCUCGAACGCGGGCGAGGUGUCGCUGCCGAAGAGCUUGUUCGGGUCGAGCGUGCCGGACGAGGUGCUCACGAACGCGUUCAAGGUGUCAGCAGACACCGUGCAGCAGCUGAAGACUGGGCAGAACUGA